Chondrus crispus (carragheen) is the source of this 162-nucleotide messenger RNA. RefSeq lists its product as hypothetical. Bases 1 to 162 code for a protein of 53 amino acids. The record is from RefSeq and is a predicted model, not a curated record. Lineage: Eukaryota; Rhodophyta; Florideophyceae; Gigartinales; Gigartinaceae. The transcript has a single exon.
AUGCGGUCCCGUUCAAACAGCAAAAGCAAGACGGAUGUGUGGGGGGUGAGAAACAGGUAUCAGAGUGCGGAAAGCAAGACCGUUCCGCGAGAAAUUUUGAUGUGCAUGAAGCAAGGUCAAUCCUGCUGUGCAGAUGCAGCGUGUGCAAAUAUCAGGUUGUGA